Zymoseptoria tritici IPO323 is the source of this 1281-nucleotide messenger RNA. RefSeq lists its product as uncharacterized. The transcript has 2 exons. Gene Ontology annotation, molecular function: ATP binding; Hsp70 protein binding. Gene Ontology annotation, biological process: protein refolding; response to heat. The record is from RefSeq and is a predicted model, not a curated record. Lineage: Eukaryota; Fungi; Ascomycota; Dothideomycetes; Mycosphaerellales; Mycosphaerellaceae. The coding region runs from base 1 to 1281 and encodes 426 amino acids. Gene Ontology annotation, cellular component: cytoplasm; cytosol; nucleus.
AUGGUCAAGGAAACCAAGUUCUACGACGUGCUCGGCGUCUCGCCAGAUGCCUCCGACGCACAGCUGAAAUCCGCCUACCGCAAAGGCGCUCUCAAGCACCAUCCCGAUAAGAACGCCCACGAUCCUUCCGCCGCCGAGAAGUUCAAGGAAAUCUCACACGCCUACGAAACCCUCUCCGACGGACAAAAGCGCCAGAUCUACGACCAAUAUGGCGAGGAGGGACUUGAGCAAGGCGGACCAGGCGGCGGUGGUGGCAUGGCUGCCGAGGACCUCUUCGCGCAAUUCUUCGGCGGCGGCGGUGGUGGCUUCGGUGGUAUGUUCGGAGGUGGUAUGCAACAAGAGCGUGGACCGAAAAAGGCGAGGACGAUCCACCACGUGCAUAAGGUGAGCUUGGAGGACAUCUACCGCGGCAAGGUCAGCAAGUUGGCGCUGCAGAAGAGCGUCAUUUGCUCCAAGUGCGACGGUCGUGGUGGUAAAGAGGGCGCGGUCAAGACGUGCACGGGAUGUAAUGGACAAGGAAUGAAGAUGAUGAUGCGCCAGAUGGGACCGAUGAUUCAGCGAUUCCAGACCGUCUGCCCGGACUGCAAUGGUGAGGGCGAGAUUGUGCGGGAAAAGGACAAGUGCAAGCAGUGCAAUGGCAAGAAGACGAUUGUCGAGCGCAAGGUGCUGCAUGUGCACGUCGAUCGCGGUGUUACCUCCGGCACAAAGAUUGACUUCCGCGGAGAGGGAGAUCAAAUGCCAGGCGUGCAACCUGGUGAUGUUCAGUUCGAGAUUGAGCAAAAGCCACACGCUCGAUUCCAGCGCAAGGGUGACGAUCUGUUCUACCACGCUGAGAUUGAUCUCCUGACUGCUCUUGCUGGAGGUGCGAUCUACAUCGAGCACCUCGACGAGCGGUGGUUGACGGUGGAGAUCAUGCCCGGCGAGGUCAUUUCUCCUGGCGAAGUGAAGGUCAUCCGUGGCCAAGGUAUGCCCUCAUACCGCCACCACGACUUCGGCAACCUCUACGUACAAUUCGACGUCAAAUUCCCUUCGAAGCUCACCGGUCCUCCCGACAGCGAUGGCUUCCCAACCGCCCUCCAACCAGAACAGAUCAAAGCGCUCGAAUCCGUGCUGCCACCUCGCAUGCCUCAGAACAUCCCUCCGACGGAUGCCAUGACCGAGGACUACAGCUUGGAGAAGGUCGACCCCACGAGAGAAGGAGAUCGCGCCGCGAGGGCGACGGAUGAGGACGAUGACGAGAUGGGCCAGGGUGGUGAGCGGGUGCAGUGUGCUAGCCAGUAA